UUUUUUUUUUAAGAUACGUGGUCGCAGACAAAAAAUGGAGGCCCGAGACAGACAAGUCCUUCGCUCACUUCGUCUGGAGCUGGGUGCAGAGGUAUUGGUGGAGGGACUGGUUCUUCAGUACCUUUACCAGGAAGGAAUCUUGACGGAAAAUCAUGUUCAAGAAAUCAAAGCUCAAGCCACAGGCCUCAGGAAGACAAUGUUGUUGCUGGAUAUCCUGCCCUCCAGGGGUCCUAAAGCAUUUGAUACCUUCCUGGAUUCCUUACAGGAGUUUCCCUGGGUCAGGGAGAAGCUGGAGAAGGCAAGGGAGGAAACCAUCACUGAGCUACCUGCAGGUAGGCCUCAAAAAGAUCAUAUCACCCCAGCUCCAAGGUUGUUACAACCAUGCUCUUUGGAUGGGAAGUUGGUGGUAUUAGGCUAGGCAGGGAUUAGCAGUUCAUGAGUACGGGCAAGGAAUUUGGAUGGAGGGGACAUGGCAUUGGAGGGACAGGAUGAGGAGGUGGCAUUAAGAAAUGCCGGGAAGAAAGGAAGAAUGGACCAUGAGAGUGAGAGGUUGAGGAGAGAGCUCAGUACUUUUAGAAUGCUUCCAGGGAAGCUUGGCAUGUUUUCAUCAGAGAGCCUGGUCCUAUCUCAACUGUUGGCACCAGGAGCUACUUGGAAAGUGCAGAUGGGAAAGCAGGCUUUGGCCUACUUGAUAACUGAUUUGUGGGGUGCCAGGCUGCCAGCUGGAAAGGUCAGAUUUGUGGAGGAGGAGACAGCCUCUAGGAAGGCAUGGCCUGCACCUGUCCCCUGGGCUGGUCCAGGAGGCCAGAGGGGAUUAUUUUGAAGACUGACUUAGUUUGUUUUUAAAGGCUGUUGGUUUCAUAAAGGGUCCUUUUUAGUUUGGCUUUGUUCAGACACCUGGAGUAUUUAGUUUUAUAAGGUAGUAGUUUGGGGAGGGCCUUAUUUUGACUUUAAGGAGAGUUGGAAGCUAUGGAAAAACAGCUCUGGUGCUGUUUGCCAGGCUUGUAGCAGGAAGAAUAUGUAAUGUGGAGCACUUGUUCCCUUUUACACCUCCCAUGACUUCUGCAAAGAUUGGGGAACAGAGGGCUCGAUUGGCAAGAAUAUAAAAUUUUAAAAAUGAAGAUAACUGAAAGUUGACUUGCAAAAUUUUUACAGGAAAUUAAGAAAUGAAAUGAAAAUGGGGUCACAUGUCUACAACUGACGUGCAUCAGGACUAUUUACGUCACCAAAAUGAUCAUAUAAUUAAACAGUACUUCAACGUGAAAGACUUUCAGUUUAUGUUAUGUUUCCAACUGGUGUGUUGCCAGGAGGAACUGCUAAGUCAAAUACCAGGAAAACACCAAUGAUUUUUAACAUCUCCUGAUUCUUUUAUGUAUUCUGCUUUGAAAAAAGUGGUCUGUCUUAUGGAUAUUUUAGCUUGGUUUUGCUCAGACAUGUUGAAUAUUUAAUUUUAUAAGUACAAUCCACAUUGAGUUAACAAUUCCCUUAGCAGAGUUAAGAAGCCAGCACUGUUUGAGGUUUCUAAUAGAGUGAUAGAACUACUCCAAGUCAGUAGUGUCCAGACUGUGUUGUUACUGUUUUUAUAACUGGCUAAAAACACCAAUAUGACUAGAAAGAAAUCACUUUUAUUAUUUUUGCCCCAUAGACCUUAUAUUUUGAUUUUUCAGACCACAUUUACUAAGUAAUCAUAAUUAAUUCUUCUCUCUGCAUUAAUUAUAUGUAUCAGCAUAUCUGACAUAAUUAACUUUAGGAAGACCUGGUAAAAUCUCAGUGGAAAAAAAACCAAAAAUAUUUUUUAUCACUAGCUUGGCCAGAUUACAUGUAAAUGUACUAUUUAGGCUUUUUGAAGUACUAAAAAUGGCUGGCCUUUGAGGACCACUAGAAUUCUCAGUUAGAUCAUCCUUACAAAAUUAAAUGCUCUACAUGUCUGAAAGUAUGUAAAAUGCUUCUACCACUUUACUGAAAGCAGACUAUAACACCAAAUUAGGGACAUGUUAAAAAAUUACUGGUGUUUUCCUAGUAUUUGACUUAGAGGUUCCUCCUGGCAACACAUAGUUGGAAACAACCAGGCAAACUGAAAGCUUUUCACUAUUAAAAUACGCAGUUUAGUUACAUGAUAAU
Castor canadensis (American beaver) is the source of this 2121-nucleotide messenger RNA. It is a transcript of the gene Cradd, whose product is annotated as CASP2 and RIPK1 domain containing adaptor with death domain. Gene Ontology annotation, molecular function: protease binding; death domain binding. The record is from RefSeq and is a predicted model, not a curated record. Gene Ontology annotation, cellular component: cytoplasm. NCBI's taxonomy places the organism in Eukaryota, Metazoa, Chordata, Mammalia, Rodentia, Castoridae. Gene Ontology annotation, biological process: cellular response to mechanical stimulus; positive regulation of apoptotic signaling pathway.